GCUUUGCAGACGCUCCCUGCCUGGGUGUGUAUGUUGUGUAUUGGCAGCUGGGCGGCUUCGACUCCCUGACGCCAGAGAGUCCAGAUCAAUCCAGGCAGCCGGGGAGAGAGGAGGAGAAGGAGGGAGCCUCACAUCCCGGGCUGCUGCUGGAGACACCGACAAGCUGCGGCAGUGUAACCGACCACCGGGAAAGGGCGAUUUGUCCAGCAGAUGCUGCUGGCCUUCUGGGAAUCCUGGACUGUGAUUACUGCGCUGGAGAGCUGUUAUCUGUAACUGGAAGACUCUCCAUUAACCUGCAUUAACAAUAUUGGCCUGGAUUUCACAGCAGUCCUAUAAAAAGUUGACUAGUCACAAUGAAUGUGACGAGCUUGUUCUCCUUCACCAGCCCAGCAGUGAAGAGACUGCUUGGUUGGAAACAGGGAGACGAAGAAGAGAAAUGGGCAGAGAAAGCAGUAGAUGCCUUGGUGAAAAAGCUGAAGAAGAAAAAAGGAGCCAUGGAGGAACUGGAAAAGGCCCUGAGUUGUCCUGGACAGCCCAGUAACUGUGUCACCAUUCCUCGUUCCUUGGAUGGCAGGCUGCAAGUGUCACACCGCAAGGGCCUACCACAUGUGAUUUAUUGCCGUGUGUGGCGUUGGCCGGAUCUACAAAGUCACCAUGAACUGAAACCCUUGGAGUGCUGCGAGUAUCCCUUUGGUUCUAAACAGAAGGAGGUCUGCAUCAACCCGUAUCAUUACAAACGAGUGGAGAGUCCUGUCUUGCCACCUGUCCUUGUUCCACGGCACAGUGAGUACAACCCACAGCACAGUCUCCUUGCGCAAUUCCGAAACUUGGAGCCAAGCGAGCCACAUAUGCCUCACAACGCAACUUUUCCAGACUCUUUCCAGCAGCCAAACAGCCAUCCGUUCCCUCACUCGCCGAACAGCAGCUACCCAAACUCUCCGGGAAGCGGCAGUACUUAUCCUCACUCACCAGCGAGCUCUGAUCCUGGGAGCCCUUUUCAAAUACCAGCUGACACCCCUCCUCCAGCUUAUAUGCCUCCCGAGGAUCAGAUGACGCAAGACAACUCUCAGCCAAUGGACACAAAUCUGAUGGUGCCUAACAUCUCUCAAGAUAUCAAUAGAGCAGAUGUCCAGGCUGUUGCAUAUGAAGAGCCAAAACACUGGUGCUCCAUUGUCUAUUAUGAGCUCAACAACCGUGUUGGAGAAGCUUUCCAUGCCUCCUCCACAAGUGUGUUGGUGGAUGGCUUCACUGAUCCUUCAAACAACAGGAACAGAUUUUGCCUUGGGCUUCUGUCUAAUGUGAACCGAAACUCGACCAUUGAGAACACCAGGCGGCAUAUUGGAAAAGGUGUGCAUUUAUACUAUGUUGGGGGUGAAGUCUAUGCCGAAUGCUUAAGCGACAGCAGCAUUUUUGUUCAGAGCCGGAAUUGUAACUUUCACCACGGUUUCCAUCCUACAACUGUGUGUAAAAUCCCCAGCGGAUGCAGCCUAAAGAUUUUUAACAACCAAGAAUUUGCUCAGCUUUUGGCCCAGUCUGUAAACCAUGGCUUUGAAACUGUCUAUGAACUGACAAAGAUGUGCACUAUUCGGAUGAGUUUUGUCAAGGGAUGGGGUGCAGAAUAUCAUCGCCAGGAUGUCACAAGCACCCCCUGCUGGAUUGAGAUUCACCUGCACGGCCCCCUUCAAUGGCUGGAUAAAGUACUAACUCAGAUGGGCUCACCCCAUAAUCCCAUCUCCUCGGUCUUAAUGGAUUAGGAUGUUCCUGCCUCUGGAUUCAUUGGAGCCAUGCAUGUACUUGAAGGAGUCAGACACUUACUGGCAAAUGGGACAUUGGUAGUUUUUUUUUUUUUUUUUAAAGUCUUGGGGGAGCGAUAAGCCCCUCAUCUACUUGAUGUUUGUGACCAACUCUUACAAGAGGAGCUCUAUAGAGCCAAUGCCCUGCUCUUCUGCUGUUGCCUAAUUUAAUAUGGCUCCCUAAGCAGCAGCCGAUAUUAAUUUUCUAAUCCAGUUUAGCAUUGUGAUAUAAUCAAUGCUGUGUA
Messenger RNA from Xenopus laevis (African clawed frog), 2038 nucleotides. It is a transcript of the gene smad1.S, whose product is annotated as SMAD family member 1 S homeolog. The record is from RefSeq and is marked provisional. Gene Ontology annotation, molecular function: DNA-binding transcription factor activity, RNA polymerase II-specific; I-SMAD binding; RNA polymerase II cis-regulatory region sequence-specific DNA binding. Gene Ontology annotation, biological process: transforming growth factor beta receptor signaling pathway; BMP signaling pathway; cell differentiation. Lineage: Eukaryota; Metazoa; Chordata; Amphibia; Anura; Pipidae. Gene Ontology annotation, cellular component: nucleus; heteromeric SMAD protein complex; transcription regulator complex.